AUUUUAGUACUUUAUACAUAUAUAGAAAAUUUAUAUUUGAUGAGGCUUUUUUGAAGGCAACCAAAAAAAAAAAAUUACAAAAAGGCAAAAAUACGUUCUGUUCUGUACCCCCGACGACGACGAUGAGGCUGCUGCGCUUUCACAUUGUAUUGUAUAUUGCAUUAUAUUGUACUUACCUAGUAUAAUCUCGACUCGCGAUUCUCUUGGCCGACGCCGUCGACGUUCUUUUUUUUUUUUACAUAAAUAUUGCUUUUGCGCAAAAACGUUAACAGUAUUCGAAUAUGAUUGUAUUUUUUUGCUUCGUGUCUUAUUUCUUUCAUUAUUCCCGGUUUCUUUGGCUGAUGGUUUUAAAAAGCUUAUACAAUACAUCGUCCAAUUUGAUUACAUCUUCUUUUUGUUUUACUCGUAUUUUGGUUUCGAAAUUUCUCACAUACUCGUCUCAUCAUCGUCAUUUCGAUAAGUAUUUUCGUAAAAUGGCUAUAAAAAUUUGAUCAUUGACUCGUCGUCGGCUCGAAUUCGAACCAUUCUAUACUUAAUCAAGUAUAAAUAUCUAAAUCUAAUUAGUGAUAUGCGGAAAAGGAAAAACCUUAGUCAUGUUUGCUAUGACAGAUUAUUUUGGCGAGUUCGCCAUGGUGAGAUCUUUGCCAAAACUAAGCUCUCAACCAGACGACGACGGAACCGGACAUUCUCAAGGUCCGGUUGCACAGCUAUUCGAACCAAUUCCUCAUGAUCACUCCUUUUGUGAACGUGUCGUUAUAAACGUUAGCGGAUUGCGUUUUGAAACACAGCUGCGAACGUUGAAUCAAUUCCCCGAAACGUUGUUGGGUGACCCGGCGCGGAGGAUACGCUAUUUUGACCCACUUCGUAACGAAUAUUUUUUUGACAGAAAUCGUCCGAGCUUCGAUGCAAUACUGUAUUAUUACCAAAGUGGUGGAAGAUUACGAAGACCUGUGAACGUUCCAUUAGAUGUAUUUUCAGAAGAAAUUAAAUUUUACGAGCUGGGAGAACUCGCUACAAAUAAGUUUAGGGAAGACGAAGGUUUUAUUAAGGAAGAAGAGAAACCGUUACCGAAAAAAGAAUUUCAAAGAAAAGUCUGGCUACUAUUCGAAUACCCGGAAAGUUCGCAAUCGGCUCGCGUAGUGGCAAUCGUUUCGGUGUUCGUUAUUCUUCUUUCGAUAGUGAUAUUUUGCCUCGAAACACUUCCAGAAUUUAAACACUAUAAAGUUUAUAACACGACGACGAAUAGUACUAUGAUAGAAGAAGAUGAGGUUCCAGAUAUAACGGAUCCAUUUUUUUUAAUCGAAACCGUGUGCAUCAUUUGGUUCACAUGCGAGUUGUCAAUUAGAUUUCUAGCCUGUCCGAAUAAGUUAAACUUUUUCCGUGAUGUGAUGAAUAUUAUCGAUAUAAUCGCUAUCAUUCCGUAUUUUAUAACUUUAGCCACCGUGAUUGCCGAAGAAGAAGAGGAAAUCGUUAGCUUACCUAGAGCGCCGGUUAGUCCGCAAGAUAAAAGCACUAACCAGGCCAUGUCUUUGGCCAUAUUAAGAGUGAUCAGAUUAGUUCGAGUUUUUCGUAUAUUUAAAUUGUCCCGACAUUCCAAGGGGCUACAGAUAUUGGGUCGAACGCUGAAAGCUUCGAUGCGAGAAUUAGGAUUACUGAUAUUCUUUUUAUUCAUUGGUGUGGUACUGUUUUCGAGUGCGGUCUAUUUUGCCGAGGCCGGCUCCGAAAAUUCUUUCUUCAAAUCAAUUCCAGAUGCAUUUUGGUGGGCUGUUGUCACCAUGACAACCGUGGGCUAUGGUGACAUGACGCCAGUUGGUGUUUGGGGUAAAAUUGUUGGAUCGUUAUGUGCGAUUGCUGGUGUGCUUACUAUUGCUCUUCCUGUGCCCGUUAUCGUUUCGAAUUUCAAUUACUUUUACCAUCGAGAAACUGAUCAAGAAGAUAUGCAAUCUCAGAAUUUCAAUCAUGUUACAAGUUGUCCUUAUCUUCCAGGAACUGUAGUGAUAGAUCAACAGCAACAUUCUGAUAUGGCAGAUGAAGGUUCAGUUGAACGAUCGAUGGAGAGAUCUGUCGAAAGAUCUUUCUCCAAAUUGGGACAAGAAGUUGUUUUAAUACACGCGGAAGACGUACCGUGCACCACUGCCCCACAACUGAACAGAAUCAGUAUUUGCAACCAAAAGCUCAACACCAAUAGAAAUAAUUUUCAUAUUGAGACUGAUGUUUAAAUUUGUUUAGGGUUUUCGAUUACGUUAAUUUUUAUUUUAUUAAAAUUUUAAAAAAAUCUCAAACUGUGUACCUUAUAACUACCUAUAACGAAGAAUUUUUAUAUAAAAUUUACCUACCAAUCGUCGUGAAUCACCUUUUAUGGGAUCAAAAAAUAAUAAUUUUUGCAAUUUUAUUUAUUCUCGAAACUACUUAGUCCUUACGCUUUAUUUCAAACAAAAGUUGGCGUUGAAAUUUUUCAAAAUUAAAAUUAUUCCUCGCUUAUUAUUAUACCAAAGCUUGAGCAACUUUUGGCCAAUCACCAUUUUUUUAUAGAAUCUAAAAUCUGAGUAAUAACUCAACACAGCUUUUUACGAUCAUAUAUAGAUCGAGUAGGUAAAUUUUAAAUAAAAUCUUUUUACCCGGAUAACGUAUGUUAUACUUGCGAACUAAGUAAUAAUAUACUUAUCUCUGUCUCUUUUUUUAUCCAUGACUUAAUUUUUGUUUUGUUUCAACAGCGACGAAGAAAAAAAAACCGUAGCUUAUAUAUGUUCAUUAAAUAUAUACGAAAAUAUCGAACGAUUUUUUUUUUUUUUAAUUGUUUCAGGCAGUUAGGCCAAUCGCCGAUGAAAAAAAUAAAUAAAUUCACGUAAUAUCGUGCUCGUACCGUGUAUUGUCGUUAUUAUUUUUACUACGUAUUUGUUUGUUUAUUUUAUUAAUUUUUGUAAUAUUCCAAUAAGAUGUAAGAGAAUUUGUAAUUUUUUUUUUCUUUUUUGUAAAAUGUGAUAUAUACAAAUGUACAUCGCGGUUAGAAUUUUCCAUGAAACUGCCAUAAUUUACUAUAAUGCAUUAUCGUGGGUAUAACGAAGGUAUGUAUGUACUUACUCGUAAUUAUGUAUCAUCUUUGAUAUAUGGUAUACCUAUAUAUUUGAAUAGUUUUUAUUUUUAUAUAUUUUUUUUCGUCUUCUUCCGUUCAUUUUUAUUUCUCCAAUUCGUACUACUAAUAUUGCCAAAACAACGUUGGUAUAUAUAUUUUUUUUAUAUACUUAUAUGAUUUCAAACGGAUGCCUAUUAAUAUUUUAAAUAAUAUACGAGUAUUUGCGCGGACCGAUAUCAUCGAUAAUACAUAUUUACCUAUACUUACGAAUAAGCGAACUAAUCGCUAGUACAUAUCAUUAUACGAAAGCUUACAAGAGUAUAAAAAUUCAUCACCCUUUGACAAGAUUUUUAAUAACGAAAUGCAAACACAUAAUUCGAAAUAGUUGUUUUUUUGUUUGUUUUUGUUUAUUUUUUUUUAUAAGGUUCAGUUAUUAUUCUGUGUGUGCUACGUUUUUAAAUGCAUUUUCAAGCACCUAGUUACCAAGGUGGUUAUAAUUUUUUACGUUAUUUAAUUUUAUUUUCAAUUUUAAAUACCUUAGAUUACCUACCUAAAAUGCAGAAUCUAUAAAAUGUAAUUUUCAAUCGUCGUGUUUCAGUGUGUAAAAAAAAAAUGGAAAAAAACUGAAUAGGUUACAGUAUAUUAUCUAUUCGAUGUGAUACCUUGUUAAUUAUUUACAAACAUAUUAGUUAGUAUAAACUUUCUGUUGAUAUUCCCAAGUCAUAUCCCAGUAUUAAUAAAAUAUCACUUAGCAUAAAUUUUCUAGUCCAAUCGAUCACUACAUAUACCUAUUUUGAGGCUAAAUUUCAGCUAUGAAUAAUUUCUCUGUCAUUCUUCCUAUUUUACUUUCUCUUUUUUUUCAAUUUUUUUUUUUUGUUUUUUUUCGUCAUUUUCCAUUAUUAUUCGUACUCGCUUCACGUUUUAUGUAGUUGUCUAUCUGAUUUUUUGAAAAAAACCAAUCGUACUGCGACGUAUAUAUUGAAUCGAAAAAUUUUAAUUUUUUUUAUACGUAUGAUUUUAUUGUUGUUGUUUUUAAUUUCGACCAUAUUAAAAAAAAAGCAAUUCUUCCAUCCAGUAGGUGUAUAAUAAAUGUACCUAUUUUAUGUUGUUAUAUUUUAUUCUCUCAUUAUGAUUAUGAUUACCAUUUGUAGAUAUUUAUUAUGUUUUAAAAUAGCGAACUCGACGAAAUAAUAAUUUUUAUUAAUGUUGUAAGUAGGGCUGUGUAUUUCUGUUUAGGACCGGUAUGUGUAAUCGUACUAAGUUAUAAGUAAUAAUAUAAUAAAAAUUUGUUUUUAAAAAAAAAACGUACCUAUUUUUGUGAAUCAUUUCAGCUUCGACAUCCGUUUAAAAAAAUAAAAAAACUAUAUUUGUUUGUUUUUUUUUCAAAAAAAAAAAAAGAAAAAGAAAAAAGGAUCGAACAUUUUUCUAUUUUAUUUUAUUUAUUUAUGUAUUCGUCUUAUCUAUUUAUUCAUUCUGUACUACUACUACUACUACUACUUCUACUACUACUACUGUAUUAUCGUUACUGUUAUUAUUAUUACUACUGCUACUUAUUAAAACUAUUUAUAUUGUGUACUCAAUACUUACCGAAUUUUUUCAACCGGUAGGUAUUGGUAUGUAUGUCGACGAAGGUAUGCUCUGACGAAAAUUAAAUGUUUUCAUUUCAA
Molecule: messenger RNA, 4740 nt
Organism: Planococcus citri (citrus mealybug)
Lineage: Eukaryota; Metazoa; Arthropoda; Insecta; Hemiptera; Pseudococcidae
Gene: shaker
Product: Potassium voltage-gated channel protein Shaker
Exons: 7
Coding region: 594-2219 (541 amino acids)
Biological process (GO): protein homooligomerization; potassium ion transmembrane transport
Cellular component (GO): voltage-gated potassium channel complex; membrane
Molecular function (GO): delayed rectifier potassium channel activity; protein binding
Source: RefSeq, a predicted model, not a curated record